This is a messenger RNA of Aspergillus fijiensis CBS 313.89, 1643 nucleotides long. RefSeq lists its product as uncharacterized. The coding region runs from base 289 to 1599 and encodes 436 amino acids. The transcript has a single exon. The record is from RefSeq and is a predicted model, not a curated record. NCBI's taxonomy places the organism in Eukaryota, Fungi, Ascomycota, Eurotiomycetes, Eurotiales, Aspergillaceae.
AACAGCGAGCCAGCUGCCGUGUGCCCUGCCUUUCGCCCCCAUGCGACACAGGAACCGAACUCCGCUCAGGGGAACUUCUUCGGAAUGAGAGUUCUUCUCUUUCUUCUUUCUUCUUGCCAACUCUGCCAGUUGCGUGUCUUCAUGCCUGUGUGGGCUGUCAGUCUUUCGUUCACUCACUACAUUGACAUUCGUUGAAACCCAUUCUCGCGAGUCACUCAUUUCCUCGCGGGAGCCAGUCACUCUGGGCCCGCAGUCUGUCGUUACCACAACUACCCACAGAUAACCACGAUGGCAAGCAAGCUUGUACACACUCUUUCCAUCAUCGCGAGCGUGGGAAUCCUCGCCUCCGCGCAGCUCGCCGUAGACACCACGCCCGUGACGGCCGCCGCCUCCGUCGAGACCGUCUCCAUGAUCGACGCCACAGGGCUGCCCAUCACGACCGUCUCCGACGCCGGCGACAACGCCUGGUACAUCCCUCUCACGGGGCCCGCCAGCGCGGCGACCGCCGCGUGGGGCGCAAAUGUGCACAUGCACAGCGAGGCCGCCGCGCUGCUCCCCAUCACCUUCGGCACAGCACCAGCACCCACCAGCACCCCCAGCGUCCACAAAACCCGAAUUUCCUCGCAGGAAACCAGCGCCUUACCCACGGCGACCGUCUCCCCGAUCGGCACGCCCUCCGGCGACGAGUCCACGACCUCGACCCUCGAAGUCCCUCUGAACCCGGAAGCAAACGCCCUCCUCCUGGGCGCGGACACAAGCCUCACCAUCCUCAGCACCGUCAUCGCGACAGCCGAGAACCCGACGAACAUCAGCACCACGAACCUGACCACCCUCCCCGUGGGGAUGAACCUCGGCUUCGGGUCCCACUGGCCCGGGGCCCUGAUCUUCGGCGGCAACUACGACGCGAACCGCAUCUGGAACGAAUCGCACUGGCAGACCACCCCGGAAACCAGCGCGGGGAAUGGCAGCUUCACCCAAACCGGCACGCAGCUCCUCGCCAGCGGCGUCCAGCUGAGACUCUACCCCGCGCCCGACCUUACGGGCAACACAAACACAACCACCUACCCCUUCGACACCACCUCCACCCCAACCACCACCACCACACCCCUCCCCGCCACCCUCAACUUCACCGCCGAGACCCUCACCGUCCCCGACGCGAGCUUCUGCGACCGCAACUUCACGGUGGUCUUCAACCCAGAUAGCGCGACGUACCCGCUCUUCGAGAUCCCCAUCUGGGCGGACCUGGUCCCUGCGGGGUCGCGGUGUGUGGUGGGGAGUAGUGGGGGGGAGAUCAUCCUGGGGCGGCCGUUCUUCCAGGCGGCGUAUGUGUAUGUCACGGACGUGGGGGAUUUGUACUUUAGUUCGAUUCGGAGGGAUGGUUCGGUUGGGGUGGCGCCGAGGGAAUUUGAUUUGCAUGCUGUGUUGGGGGGUGGGAUGGGGGGAGGGGAGGGGGAUGUGUAUGCUAACGCGACGGCGGAGGAGGCGGGGGCGAAGGGGACUGCGGUUUCGGGGGCGGGGAGGGUUGCUACCAUUAUGAGUAGUGGUGCUUGGGGGGUGGUGCUUGUUGUUGUUGGGGUGGUGGUGGGCUGGGCUGUUUAGUCGGGGGUGGUGUGGUGGAGUUGAUUCUAAUUUGUUUUGUUGGA